AUGGAAGGCCGGGGCCUACUGCCAGCUGGUGCCCUGGGCAAGGUGCCGCAGCAGCUUGCUAGUCCUUUUUUGGGCCUCCACCCUACGCCGCCCCACCAACGAAGAUGGGUCCGCACUUCCUCGACACCGGCUUGGGCCAUCGGUGGGCUGGUCGCUUGCAGGCAUCGGGGAAGGCGCUGCGCUCGCUGCGCGGAAGGCGACGCUGGCGAUGAAGAAGUCCAGGUAAGCACACCAAGUUCUGCUUGCAUUACGCCUAUUGGACCCUUCUGCCCUUACAGGUCCUCUGCUUGUGCGUGGGACAGCGAGCUCAGCAAAGGUAUGAGCGACCUGACCAACGAGUCUCCAGAAUUCGCAGUGGAGAUGAGCCGAAUGCAGCUCGAUAUGCAGAUGGGCCGGGAGCCGGACUCUCAGCGCAUGGGACAACUGGCCGACAAGCUGGAGCAGUCCUACCAGAAGUGGAAUGGGUUGAUGGCCAGGCUUCGGCUGAGCAGCGACUUCCAAAGUCGCGAGUAUUUCAAGCUCACCUUGAGCCACCUCGAUGGUCGUAGCAUCGAAGACCUUGGCAAGAUGGUCCAGUACCAAGUCGACUGUAUGAGGGCAGUUGCUACUGGUGGCAUGAUUCCAGCUGCGCCGGUGGGCGUGGAUAUGACCCCUCCGAAGGAAGGCUUGCCCUCGGCCGCCGCCGCCCCCAACAUGAUUACAGCAGAGCCCUUCGACAGUUCGGCCUUCACCAACGAAGUUGUCAAGGAGGAAUAUGCGGCGCUUUGCCGGGACCACCAGCAGGUGAUCGUCAUGGGGGAGUCUUAUGGCAACUUUGACCCACUGGGGAAGAUCGCCUUCCUCGACCAGCUGGAGAAGAUCGAGGAGCGCUGGGACAUCUUCUUCGGGCGCUUGGGCCUGCUUGGAGCUCUCAGCCCGGACUACAAGGAGCAGAGCGCGGAGUUUCUCAGUUCUAUGGGCUUGUCUGGCCCUCAGUUUCGGAAGCUCCUGCGCAAGGCGCAUCAGCAAAUGCGUGACGACGCCGAACGUGAGCGGGGUCUGAACCCCUGA
Messenger RNA from Symbiodinium sp. CCMP2592, 1050 nucleotides. NCBI's taxonomy places the organism in Eukaryota, Dinophyceae, Suessiales, Symbiodiniaceae. The record is from the annotation of a GenBank genome assembly.